AUGGCGACAAAAGAGCCGCCUCUUCCAGUCGAGACUCUGCCUCCGUUUCAGCAGAAUCGCUCUCCGGCGACCAUCUCUGCCCUUCAAAAUGUCGCGUCCCAACAAGGCCCACAGCGUAAUAGUCAAUCACCAGACAGUAUAGAGGAAGAUGAGGCUUCGAGUAAUGAGAAACCCAAACGUCAAAAGCGUUCACGCGCCUGCGUGGCUUGCCGAAACAUGAAGAUCAGAUGUCUCCCUGUUGAAGGUCAAGAAGCCUGCAGCGGUUGUGCCAAAGUCAACAGGCCAUGCAUCAUGCCCGGGCCUCCUCGAAAGCGACAGAAAACAGUCCAUAAGGUCGCCGAGUUGGAGAAAAAGAUUAACGCCUUGACGGAUGCUUUACUGGCCAAAGGGCAGCAGCAAACCGACACACCGCCCACUGAUGAUUCCCCAGACAAUCAACAAGCCAGCACAAAUUCAGACACUUCCAUUACCAGCAUGGAUUCACGUCAGCAAAAAGUCAUCGAGAAAGUAAUUCCCACCCCAGCCACACCAGAGCUCAAGGCACCUUGCCGCCCCUACACGGUCGAACCGAUCGCCAGGGACACUUAUGUCGACGUCAUUGAACGAGGCGACUUGACUAUGGAGUCUGCGUCAGCAAUGUUUAAUUACUGGAUGCAUGAAAUGUCCCAAACUUGUGCUAUGGUUGUCUUUCCUCCAGGGACAGAGGCCCAGGAUAUUCGAACCAGACGACCGAUGACCUUUCUGACUAUUUUGUCGAUAGCAAGUCCCGUGAUCCAGCCAUCCGCGAACCAAGCGCUGGCGACUGAAACCAAUCGUCAGCUGUCGGAAAGAAUACUCUUUCACGGGGAAAAAUCUUUGGACCUGAUCCAAGCCGCUCUAUUGAAUUCCCAAUACUAUACCCGACCUGCAAGUGCCAGAGAUCUUUCUUUCAAUCAAUACAUACAUUCGGCCAUCCUCAUGAGCCUAGAAUUGGGUAUUGGAAAGAGAUCCAAAGUUGACCGCAGUCUGACGCCGGCUCAAGAUCUGGAACGCCGUCGGACGUGGUUGGCAUGCUAUCAAGCAGGAACAAUGGUGUCGACCGUUCUUCGUCUUCCCUCUUUUGUCAAAUUCAAUUCUCACCUUGACGAAUGUCUCGACACACUCUCCAAAAGUCCAUACGCCCUCCCAAGUGAUAAAUGGCUCUGUGCCACGAUCGGCCUUCAACGUAUUGCGGAAGAAGUGGCCGUGGCCUUUCACAUGGACGACCCUGGCGCCGACUUGAAUUUCACCGAGCCCAGGGUUCAAUAUCAACUCAGAUUAUUUCAACGACAGUUGCAACAAUGGGAGACAUCCUUGGACCCCUCUCUGGAUCGGCGGAUUGCACAACAUCAAGCAAACACAUUGAAGAUUUAUACACAUGAGGUUGCCAUUCAUUUCGAACACAAUGUGGAUGAUUUCCGACCAGGAGAGAUGGCCCAUGCCAAACUACCCGAUUUUGUGACUUCUCGUCACGCCGAAGCGUUAUCCAUUCUCCUCGAAUGCAGUCAUCGAGUCCUCGACAACUAUAUCUCACUUGAUCUAAGCUAUGCACGAACUCUCCCCAACCUAUACGUCGUCUGGAACGCUUACGCUAUGGUGGUUUUGAUUAAAAUUCACUGGAUCGUGAACAAUCCGGAUAGUACACUUGGGGCCGUUUUUGCGCCUGAACUCAAGACGGAUUUUUAUCUGGAUGCCUUAUUGAACCGAUUGGCUGAAGUAUCCGCAGAUGGACAUAGUCCCUGUGCUGAAGCGUUUGGCCUGGUAGUCAAGAAACUCAAGUUUUGGCAUCUCCAUCGAGGGAACCAAUUCUCGGAUGAUGAACAAGGUCCCGACGACGAGUCCCGUCGACCCGCUGCUGCGGAAAUUUUGCGAAAGGAUCCAGUCUCCAUUAUCGGCGCCGCAAAGAAUACGGAUGACUCAAAGACUGGGCUAACCAUGCGACCUUUCACGCCAGCCAUGUUGCCAGGACAGUGGAAUGUAACGGAUAGACUUGGAUCCAAUCUGAAUGCUGCAUACGAUGCUGCAAGUUAUGGAAAUACCAAUUGGGAUCAAUUCAACUUCAGUACAGAGGAAUUGGAUUUGUUUGAUGUGUACAUGAAUAAUAGUGGAUGGAUGGGAUAUCUGCUUUAG
Rhinocladiella mackenziei CBS 650.93 is the source of this 2148-nucleotide messenger RNA. RefSeq lists its product as uncharacterized. Gene Ontology annotation, cellular component: nucleus. Lineage: Eukaryota; Fungi; Ascomycota; Eurotiomycetes; Chaetothyriales; Herpotrichiellaceae. Gene Ontology annotation, biological process: DNA-templated transcription; regulation of DNA-templated transcription. The record is from RefSeq and is a predicted model, not a curated record. Gene Ontology annotation, molecular function: transcription cis-regulatory region binding; DNA-binding transcription factor activity, RNA polymerase II-specific; zinc ion binding. The transcript has 3 exons. The coding region runs from base 1 to 2148 and encodes 715 amino acids.